Messenger RNA from Paramecium tetraurelia, 432 nucleotides. RefSeq lists its product as uncharacterized. The transcript is spliced from 3 exons. The record is from RefSeq and is a predicted model, not a curated record. Lineage: Eukaryota; Ciliophora; Oligohymenophorea; Peniculida; Parameciidae.
AUGGGAACUAAAAGAAAGAGAGUGAUAAUGCAGGCAGGAUCCCUUUUGAAUCCCAUCUUUCGGUACAUAUUGAAGAUGAAUUUCGUUGCCAAUCCCACUGAUAUCCAUGGGACGAGAUUACUAAGACACUUGCAAUAUUAAACAAUGAAUAUGAAUAAGAAAUUACAUCAACCCAACUUUGAAUCUACUUAUAGAGAGUCAGUCGAAUGCAUCUCCAGUAAAUGGGAAAUCAAGUUUGUGAAUGGAUGGGAAAGGACCUUCUAUAUGAAAUAUGCGGACAUGUCGACUUUGCAUCAAACAAUAAGACAAUACAAUCAUUUCAUAGAAGGACAAAGAGCUCUCUAAGGAGAAGAUGAUGAGCCCGAUGAUACCCUAUUAUAAUAUUGAAUAAAAUAUAUUGGAGAAUAAUCAGUGCGGGAUUUAUUAUAUUUC